Messenger RNA from Melampsora larici-populina 98AG31, 675 nucleotides. RefSeq lists its product as uncharacterized. The record is from RefSeq and is a predicted model, not a curated record. NCBI's taxonomy places the organism in Eukaryota, Fungi, Basidiomycota, Pucciniomycetes, Pucciniales, Melampsoraceae. The transcript has a single exon. The coding region runs from base 6 to 260 and encodes 84 amino acids.
GCUGCAUGGACUUUUUCCGAGGCAUGCGACGUGAGCUUGAUGGUCACUUCUCAAGGAUAUUCGGUCCGUUGUAUAUCGAGAACGAGAACCAGCUUUCUAUGGUGGUUGGCUGGAUGCUCAUGAUCAGUAGUCGCGACCAAAAGGCGUUAGAGCAGUACAAAAAGAAAGCACCGGGUGACAUCCAGAGCCUUUCAAUUUUCACGGGUGCUCGAGUGAUGAAGGAGUUGAUCCUUAAAAGCGGUGAAGUGGAAACCCAGUAGCAUCCACUUCGUCUCAUUGUUUUUGAUUUGGGCCAGCUUUGAUGAUGAACCGAUCUUAGAUUGUUCAGUUUGUCCUCACGUAGCAGGUUUCCAAUCAUGGCAUAUGUUUGUUUUAUUCAGGAAGAGGUAGAGGUGGCUUUCCGUCUCCUUGCAAGAGUUUAAGAUCAUUCUACUUUUUAUCAAUACCUUUGUCUGACGCUAUCAUGUAACAGAAUGUAUACCUCGUGCUACAAUUAAACACUCGUGAUAUCAAGUUCUUCAAAAUACCUGGUAGUGCCUCCCUAAAGAUAUGUGUUCUAGUAUGGCUGCUCUUCUUUCAACGGCAUGCAUCUAUGUAUCUUAUCCUUAGCCUUGGUUCUUUUAACCCAAUCAUGUGCUAUUUAUCAACGGAUAUCCGUUGGAGGUUAAACAUCAG